Messenger RNA from Schistosoma margrebowiei, 347 nucleotides. Lineage: Eukaryota; Metazoa; Platyhelminthes; Trematoda; Strigeidida; Schistosomatidae. The record is from the annotation of a GenBank genome assembly.
AUGUUUCACAAUAACAGUAAUAAUAGUAACCAAAUGGUUAUUAAAUUUUUAUUGAUUCUUUGUUUAUCAUCAUCACCAUCAUCAUCAUCAUCAUUUAUAUCAUUAUUGUCUAUGUUUAUUUUCAAUUCAUGUGAAGCAUAUUAUUUACCAGUGAAAUAUAAUUUCGAUCAUGAUUUAAUUGAUUAUUUAACAAAUAUGAGUGAAUUAAAAUAUUAUCCACGUCAAACAAGAUCAUUUUACUCACGAGAAGAACUGGCACGUUAUUUAAAUCAUAUGUUACAAGAAGAAGAAGCAUCUAUGAACAAACUGCCAAUUUCUCCUUUGCGAUUUGGAUAAUAAGGUUAAUG